This is a messenger RNA of Peniophora sp. CBMAI 1063, 1584 nucleotides long. NCBI's taxonomy places the organism in Eukaryota, Fungi, Basidiomycota, Agaricomycetes, Russulales, Peniophoraceae. The record is from the annotation of a GenBank genome assembly.
AUGGCCCCGAAAACAAAAGCCGCACCUGCCAAUGGCACCAAAAGCGCGCCGAAGGAGGCUGCGCCCAAACCGAGCGUGUCCCCCGCCCCUCCCAGCGGCGCAGAGACACCACUUUCUGACGCUAAUGGCCCGAUAACGAAGCCCGACAAGGCUGCCUACGACGCUGAGCAGGACCGGUUGAGAAAGGAAAUCGAGGCCCAACAGGCCAAGCUUUCUGCCGUGAAGGAGAAGAUCGGGCUGACUGGCAAGGGCGGCUCGGGCAAUGACCGUCGCAACCAGCUUCGUGCCGAGCUCGACCAGCUCCGUGCUCAGCAGGCUGGCGGGAAGCAGUCGCGCGGCAAGAUCUUCGACGAGCUCAAAGUCGUCCAGGAGCGCGUGCAGACUAAAGUCAAGAACCUGAACGCGGCCCGCGGCAAGACACCCUUUAAAUCGGUUGCGGACGUCGAUGCUCACAUCAGGCAACUCGAGAAGCAAGUCGAGUCCGGCUCGAUGAAGCUCGCGGACGAGAAACGCGCACUGCAGGAGAUCUCUCAGACCAAGCGCUCGCGCAAGACCGUGGAGGGCUUCCAGGCUGAGGAGGAUGCGAUUGCCGCGGACCGUGCGACAAUCGAGGACCUCAAGAAGCAGCUCGACGAUCCUGAACUCAAGGCCGCAUCUGACCGCUUCGAGGCUAUUCGCAAUGAGCUUGACGCGCUGAAGAAGGAGGGCGACGAGGCCUGGGGUAACCGCAAUAAGCUCUAUGACGAGCGUAACGCAAUCCAGGCCGAGCUCGACUCGCUAUUCAACCAGAAGCGCGAGUCUGCGGCGGCAUACCGCGCCGCGGGCGACCGCUACUGGACCAAGGUUAACGAGGAUCGUGCACGUAGGGCAGAGCGCGCUCGCUCCCAGCGCCAGGCCGAGGAGGAGGAGAAGAAGCGCGAGGCAGCAUCCCGUUUGCUCGAGGAGGCGAGUGAGCCUGCGUACCAGUACCAGAUCGAAGAUUGCCAAACGCUCAUCGACUACUUCUCCGGCGGCACGUCUGGCGCGCCUCCGAAGCUGUCGACGGAUGCUAAGGCUGGUGAGCCGAAGCACGAUCUGCGCGUCGUCGAGGCGCCGCAAAGCGAUGGUCUCACUGCUCUCAAGAAGAAGGGUGCCGACGAGGAGGUCUUCUUCGCCGGUAAGGGUGGCAAGAAGGGGAAGAAGGGCGGCAAGGCGGCAGCUCCUGCUGAGGACAAGGACAAGUUGAACGUGCCAUUCGCGACGCUCUCUGCACUUCUCUCGCUGUCGAUCCCACCACCCGUCAACAACGGCGAUGUUCCUCGCGUAAUCGAAGACCUUAAGACGAAGAAGGCGUGGUUCGAAGCGAACCAGGCUCGCGCAACGCAGGAGGCUAUCGCCAAGGCUAAGGCCGCCGUUGAGCGUCUGAACAAGGGUCAGGAUCCCGCAGCGACGGAGCCUGCGCCUCCCAACGGCAACGGCGAGCAUCCAGCUGAGCCCGCACCCACGCCUGCUGCCAAGGACGCGCCGAAGAGCAUCACACCGCCGUCAGACGUCGUCGACGAGAAGCUUGAGGAAGUUAAGGAGCAGACGGCUGAGGCCGAGUAA